Fusarium falciforme is the source of this 1580-nucleotide messenger RNA. RefSeq lists its product as hypothetical. NCBI's taxonomy places the organism in Eukaryota, Fungi, Ascomycota, Sordariomycetes, Hypocreales, Nectriaceae. The coding region runs from base 1 to 531 and encodes 176 amino acids. The record is from RefSeq and is a predicted model, not a curated record. The transcript is spliced from 3 exons.
AUGUUGGCACAUGCUACGGCUCAUCAGACUCCUCAGACCACGUCGAGUGUUCAGCAGCCGUUCACCGAAACACCUCACGAGUUUACUGAUGAACAACCACACAUCGUCCCGCGGCCCACCGCCCAUCGAUUGCCAGUGCAGGUUGCAAAUCCUACCGUCGAGCUGUUCAGAACUCAGAUGCCCACUCAACCUCCGAAGCCAGCAAGCGUUCCAUUUGCGUCAGCAUCAGCGACGACACAGCCGCUACAGCCUGACCCACCACCACCUCUCCAGCGUCUCGAGCCAAUUCUCCGAGCAACUCCCAUUGCACGCGAUGCAAGACCACAGGAUGACACACAACUGCACCAGAGACAGAAGCAAGCUGUGCCAGUCGACAGGCAGCCUGCGCUCCCCAACCGCAACUUCAAGCUUCAGCUCAAGUCUGCGAGACAUCUUGGUCGCCGGACAAAGUCCAGAAAGAGGUCUUGUCUGGAUUUCGAGUCGAGUUCCGCAACUGGGGCGACAUGUGCCUUGGCCCUCGGCCAAGCCUGAAUCUGGGCUCAAUUACAAAACGCUGUCCUCGAAAUUGCCGACUUGAUUGGAACACAGCCAAGAUCAAGAAAAAUGACCAGCAGAUGACUCUUAGAUUUGACAUACGGUGCAUUGAGUGCGCUCAGGAAUUUGCAUUGUAUGAGCUGUACAAAGCUUUUGGCACACUCGCGGACAAGGACGACAACGAGGCAAAAUGCAGCGAAAAAGGUUGCCCCCACGAUCGGAUGUUCCAGGCACUCUACUGCCCACUCCACGUUGUUUCAUACACCGUUGGAGCUCACCCACAACCUUGGACAGCGGAAAAUCGGAGUCUAAUCUCCCAACAACUCAAGGCUGACACGCUUUGGGACAUUGACAAGUCGUCAAAUUUUUCCCUCUUUCUGGAGAGACACAAGCUUUCGAACGCGCCAAGAUUUUUCGCCAUCGACCUAGAAGGAUAUCUUGUCAGCAAGCCACCUGUAGUUGAACAGGCUGCUGCAGUUGGGGUCGAUCAAACCCUUCCAGUCAUCUUCAACAUUAAUAUCGACAAUCCUCGGCACGUUGAUGGAAAUUUGGGAUCUCCAGAUGCUGGAGAUUUUAAUGAAAAUCUUCUGUCAUUCGGCAAACGCGACUAUUGGCAUUACAACAAAAGUGCCUUAUCAGGGCAAUCAAUGAAUCCAACCCAAGCGGCCACAGUCAUUAAAAACAGUGGAAUAACUGAGAAUGACUAUUUGUUGGUUUGGCACAAAACUUUUGCGGAUGCCUCUGCCUUGAAGCACCUCCUUUCGCAGGCCGGUUUUGAUGGGGUUUUACCCCCCAACAGUCAUAUCAUUCGACUGCCGAGUCUCUUCCGAUACAAUAUCGAUCUACCUGAAGGGGUUUUGUGUUCUCUUGAAUUCCUGUUUUCUGCAUUUUUCCCUGACCACCCUCUUGGUCUCAGUCACCACGAUGCCUUGAUUGACAGCAAGAAGGCUGCUCUUAUGGCCUUACUUGCAGAGAGGCUAUGCAAGGGGGAAGGCACGGCAGAUUUACAAGGAUUGAACCGUAACGGUUCAAGCCCGGUACUGUAA